GCCGCUAUUGUUCUGAGUUCAGGAAAUGACGCUUUGACAGCUUCAAACAGAGGCGGCUUUGGUGUGGUUGUUGUAGCUCUCUUGUCAGACGAAAAUAAACCAUAUUUAUAUAGCUACCAGUAUUCUAUAUAUUUUAGCCAUUUUCAAACCCUUGGGAAUCAAUUUGUGUUUAGCCAUUUUCAAACCCUUGGGGAUCAAUUUGUGUUUCAGUCCGUGGGUGCGGUUCUACACUUUUUAUGUCGUAUUUUUCUUUCCCAUCAACAAUGCAACAGAAUGAGUCUGCAUGAGAUCAGUGAAAACGUGAAACUUGCUCGAGAGUACGCCUUACUUGGGAACUACAGUUCUGCUAUUGUUUGCUAUCAAGGAGUACUUGAACAAAUUAAGAAACACCUUUUUACAUUACGGGAUAGUAGCUUCCAACAAAGAUGGCAAAAGGUAUGGCAAGAGAUAAAGGAAGAAAACAAACAGGUUGAAGAAAUAAUGACAACUCUAGAAAAUUUUAAACUGGAGACCACCCCAUCUAAACCACCAAGUAAUGAAGAUAUUAUUCGUGACAUAUGGCCUGUACAAGUAGAAUGCAGAUCCUCUCCUCUUCCGGUUAGGGGGCCCCCGGUUCCCUACAAAGAGAGCAAACCUCACAACAACCGCCUGUAUGUGGCUGGUGUGCGGGCUCCGCAUCGCCAGUCACCACGCGGGCCCAAUGGUGACAGAGCCAAACCUUUGAAGGGCAAGGAAAAGAAAGAGGCCCUAGCCACACCAAAAGAUGACAAGAACAAAUUGGAAGUUUCCGAGAAAGAGAAAGAUGUGAAGAAGUUUGAUGGGCAAGGAUAUGACAAAGACCUUAUUGAGGCCCUGGAGAGAGACAUCAUAUCACAGAACCCCAAUGUUAAAUGGGAUGAUAUUGCAGAUUUGGAAGAAGCAAAAAAGCUUUUAAAAGAAGCUGUUGUGCUACCCAUGUGGAUGCCAGAGUUUUUCAAAGGCAUACGAAGACCAUGGAAGGGUGUGCUGAUGGUGGGUCCUCCAGGCACAGGAAAGACUCUUCUGGCCAAAGCUGUUGCGACAGAGUGCAGAACCACAUUCUUCAAUGUUUCAUCUUCUACUCUCACUUCCAAGUACAGAGGGGAGUCUGAAAAACUGGUCCGCCUUCUAUUUGAAAUGGCCCGGUUCUGUGCUCCCACCACCAUAUUCAUCGAUGAGGUUGACUCCAUGUGCAGCCGCAGAGGAACGUCAGAGGAACAUGAGGCUAGCCGACGGGUGAAGGCAGAGCUGCUGGUCCAGAUGGAUGGUGUGGGAGGAGCAUCAGAGAAUGAGGAUCCCUCUAAGAUGGUGAUGGUGCUGGCAGCCACUAACUUCCCCUGGGACAUCGAUGAGGCUCUGAGGCGACGUCUGGAGAAAAGAAUCUACAUCCCUCUGCCUUCAGCCAAGGGCAGAGUGGAGCUGCUGAAGAUAAACCUAAAGGAGCUGGAGCUGGCCAAUGAUGUGGACAUGGCCAAGAUAGCAGAGCAGAUGGAGGGCUACUCAGGAGCAGACAUCACCAACGUGUGCAGGGACGCCUCUCUGAUGGCCAUGCGGCGAAGGAUCGAGGGGCUGACGCCAGAGGAGAUCCGUAACAUCUCCCGAGACGAGAUGCACAUGCCCACCACCAUGGAGGACUUUGAGUCUUCUCUGAAGAAAGUGUCUAAGUCUGUAUCAGCUUCCGACCUGGAGAAGUAUGAGAAGUGGAUUGAAGAGUUUGGCUCCUGCUGAAAGUUAAUCAGGAAGCCUGCAGCACCUCAAAUCUGCAGAGGAAUUAGUGGGAGGCUCAGUAUAUGUUCUGGGAACAAUACUUUAACUCAUGUCUUCCUCUUUGUAAAUGAUUUAUAUUUUAGGCUAGGUGAUGCGACAUGCCUUAAAGUAGGGUAACAAACUGCUUCUCUUGGAAAAUGUCCUCCUGGAUACAGUCCAUAUACCACACCCAUAGGUACCUUGUAUUGAUUAUAAACAGGUUAUCAACAUAAAUAGAAUGGUAAACAUUUAGAUUUAUGUCAUACCAGUGGUGUAGUCUGAUAUACAAUGCUGUUUCAGCCAAUCAGCCAAUUGACAGAGCCAAUUGAAAUGCUGUUUCAGCCAAUCAGCAUCCAUGACCCAAACUACAUGGUUUACAAUAUACAAUUAGUCAGUCUCAUGGGCAUAACAAAAUUGGUAGAAAACAUUCACAGAUUUGUGUUCAAUAGGUUUUUAUUAUGGGUCCACAGAGCUAAUCCUAUAAUCCUUACUAUUUGCCUUGAACACCUUUUGCUACCAAAGUAUCCAGUGUCUUUGGGUUUUAUCUGGUGAUGGGCUUUUGGGAUAUCUGUUAAUCAAAGUUACACUACCUGAAACCGUUUAUUUUAUGCACUUGAUUGUAUUUUCUUAAUGUGUAUUUAGGGGACUACCUGGUUCAAAUUUGAAUGUUUAUACAAUCAUAAACACUAACAAUUUUGUUAAAGUUUAAAGUAAAAUAUGACUUGCAUUGACAAGGCUUCCAUGUGCUUUGUGUAGACUGAGUGAAUGUCACAAGAACAUUUACAUAAACAUUUUUAUUGAGCAGGA
This is a messenger RNA of Salvelinus fontinalis (brook trout), 2571 nucleotides long. Its product is annotated as katanin p60 ATPase-containing subunit A1-like. Bases 274 to 1746 code for a protein of 490 amino acids. Gene Ontology annotation, biological process: microtubule severing. The record is from RefSeq and is a predicted model, not a curated record. NCBI's taxonomy places the organism in Eukaryota, Metazoa, Chordata, Actinopteri, Salmoniformes, Salmonidae. Gene Ontology annotation, molecular function: ATP binding; microtubule severing ATPase activity; microtubule binding. Gene Ontology annotation, cellular component: microtubule cytoskeleton. The transcript has 11 exons.